Molecule: messenger RNA, 329 nt
Organism: Jaminaea rosea
Lineage: Eukaryota; Fungi; Basidiomycota; Exobasidiomycetes; Microstromatales
Exons: 1
Coding region: 1-153 (50 amino acids)
Biological process (GO): protein import into mitochondrial matrix
Cellular component (GO): mitochondrial outer membrane translocase complex
Source: RefSeq, a predicted model, not a curated record
AUGCCCCUCUUCUUCCCUCUCUCAGAAGACUCGCGUGAGCGCAUCAACCGCAUCAUUGCCAUCGGCCACAAUGUGGUUCACUACGGAUGGGUACCCUUUGUCCUCUACGUUGGGUACACGAGGAGUAGCCCGCAGCCUAGCCUGAUCAAGUGAGCGAGCAGAGAUAGCAGAAGCUGGAGCUGAGAGUAUGUCUGACCCUUGCUCUCUGUCUCCCUUGCGAUCCGUGCAGGCUCAUCUCGCCGCUGGCUUGAAGAGAAGAAGGAAGAUAUAAGGAAGCAAGAUGGACGGGGUCGAUGCGAUUAGGGUCGAUACUCGAGACGGUCUCUCAC